UUCGGUUGGUCGUGUCCGGUGAAGAAGCAGCUGAUGGACUGAAGCGCUCCGAGAUCCGGAACCGAGCCGCGGGUUAAAGUCACACAGAGAGAAACAUGACGGGAAAUUAAAAGCGGAAUCAGAGAGAGAGAGAGAGAGAGAGAGAGGCGGGAUGGACGGCAGGCUGAGCCGCGGCUCUCCGCGGGAGGACGGUGAGUUGGAAGACGGGGAGAUUUGCGACGACGAGGCGGAGGUGAAGCAGCAGCGCGAGCCGCGGGGCGCGAGGCCUGGACCCGGAUCCCGGAAACUGAAAACCUCCACACCGCGGUCCAAACCCAACGGCACGGGACCGGGGAAGGACUUCCGGCCUCCGCCACCGCAGUUCAGAGCCGGACCCAUGUUGCACGGCCCGUUCCCCGUCUGUCCCUCCGGUCCGGACCGGUUAGAGCCGCCCAGUCCCCGGACCAGCUUCUGGGAGCGCAGCCACGGAGCACUGGGCCGCCUCCGGUACCGGGGCAGAACCGUGGAGGGCCGCGGGGACAGAGCGCGAGCGGCCGGGAGGGGCAGGAAUAUACACCGGAAAGAUUCACCCAACCGGAAACAGAAGCAGGGUGGCCGGGUGGCAGGUCGUAAACCUGUGUAUGUCGCCUCGAAAUCAGAGAACGGGAUGGACGAGAGCUUUGAGGAUCUGCUAAUGAAGUACAAACAGAUUCAGCUGGAACUGGAGUGCAUCCGCAACCAGGAGAGGAGAGCACUGAAACCCAGCGAGGACUCCCCUCACAGGGAGCAGGAGGACAUGCCCACUGCUGAGGCACCGCUGCCACAGGGGCCAGACGCGCACCGGCUGGAGGAGGAGAGCAAGGCGUUCCAGGCUUUUAACCUCCGACCGCUCAGACAGAAACUACUCACACCUGCAGAGAGAGACGCACUAAAUACUAAGACCACCCAGGGGGCGGAGCACAAAGAGGCAGAGCACAGUGAGGAGAAAAACGAAGAGGUGAAAAGGGAGGUGGAGAAAAGUCCUGUCGAACUGACAACCCUGAACGAAGCUGAAGAAGAGGAAGAAGAGUUGUCUGACCUGAGCAUCUCACUGAGCAGAGAGUCCAACAAAACUCGUGGCAAGGAUGAGGAUGACGAGCUCUCGGAGCUGCAGUUGCGUCUCCUCGCUCUGCAGUCGGCCAGCCGCAGGUGGCAGCAGAAGGAGCAGCAGGUGAUGAAGGAGAGCAAAGAGAAACUGAAUCGUGCCAAAACCACGCCUGAUCACUAUCGGGUCACCACCAGGUCAGCCUCCGCCGGGAGGGGUCGCCCAGGGUCAGGGGUCAAAGGUCAGGAGAAGGGCAGAACCCCGGGUAGACCAGGCACAGAGCGGAGUAAAGCACCACCUAAAGGACAUCCUGCUAAACACACUGUGAGCCCAGUGUCGAAGCAAGCUUGGAGGAAGCAGCAGCUGCGGACGUGGAAGCAACAGCAGGAGGCACAGAAACAGAAGAGUGAGGAAGAGGAGGAAAAGAAGAAGAGAGAGGAGGAAAUCCGCAAGAUCAGAGACCUGUCCAAUCAGGAAGAGCAGUACAACCGCUUCAUGAAGCUAGUGGGAGGAAAACACCACACACACACCAAGUCCUUAGAUCCUGAACACAGGAAGUUGAUGCUGAAACAGGGACUCGAUUUGUCGGGUAACUUGUACCAGUAUGACAAUUAUGACGAGGUUGCCAUGGAUACUGACAGUGAGACAAAUUCUCCAGCUGCUUCUCCAGCCCAUGAGCCUUUUGGUGCUACUGGGGCUCUGUACACGCUCCCAGUUUUCUCUUUAGGCUCCACCCUUUUCCGACAGGACAUGUCUCAGUAUUGUGUGGAUCCAAUGGGUGUGGUUUCAUUGGCCCCGCCCCCUCCUCCACCCCCAAUGCCCCCUCCGGAGGAAUCGGAGCGUCCACCCAAACCUCCUUUUGCAGAUGAGGAAGAGGAGGAGGAGAUGAUGCUGAGGGAGGAGCUUCUCAAAUCCCUAGCUAACAAACGUGCAGUGAGAGCAGAGGACUCGUCCAGUAACAGUGGCCCUCCCUCUCCGAUGAGAGCUGUAGCUCCACCCACCAUAAGGGCCUCUGCUGCUCCUUCUUCUGUUUCUCUUGGUUUAGGCACCAGCUCCGCCCACUCCCGUGCUUCCAGCAAGUUUGGCCGAGGAGCUGCGGCUUCCAGAGCGCCGCUUGUGCUGCCGCGCCAUAAAUCCGUGGUUGUUCGUCUGAAUGCGUCUGACGACAGCGACUCUGAGAUCGAGGCCUCCAGCUCGGCACAGUGUGUGUUUGGUGGCCUGGAGUCCAUGAUUAAAGAGGCGCGGAGAACUGUGGAGGCGGCGAGACCGAGGCCUGUUCCUGUGGCUGAGAAGGAAAACAACCCGCUAAGGACAAUGGACACUUUACUUGAGGGAACUGCGAUGGAGUACCGCCUCCUGAGGGCGGAGUUAAACAGUCGUGAGAAUCAGCGAAUGAAGAAAUCGGAUUCUGCCACGUCGUCUCCAGUCAGAUUUGACUCAGAUGUUGAUGUUCUGGGAAAACCAUCUGAACUCAACGAGACGGAGGAGAAACUCCACAAACACCAGGCUCAGCUGCAGAAGGACCAGGUUCUGCUAGAGCAGCUCCAUCAGCAGGAGAUCAGGAAGAAAGAGUCUCUGAAACUGGCUGAGGCUAAAGUGGUGCGACUGAAAGAGCAGCUGCUCGCAGCAGAGAAGGUGGCCAGCGCAAACAGAGUACUGCUGAGGAAACUGCAGGAACAGAUCCAGCGUGUGCAGCACCGUGUGGUAGUGAAACAGCACCAGGCCCUGCGGAUGGAGAGAGAGCUGUUGUCUCAGGCAGGAACAGAGAGAGAGAACUACAAACGCACCACACAGCCCUCAGCGGGGAAACGACGCCGUGUGGACUUCACUGACUCACACUAUGCUGAUCUGAUGGUGCAGAAGAAGCGCCUGCAGCAGCUGGAGAGCGAGUACGCGCUGAAGAUCCAAAAGCUGAAGGAAGCACAGGCUUUGCGUCAGGCCAACACUCCCAUCAUCCCCUGCAGCGUCACACAGCCCUCGCUUCACGACCUCACGCAGGACAAACUCACACUUGGGACUGAUGACCCCGGUGAUGACCCUGACACAGAAGGAGCAGACCCACAGCCUGCUAAUGCCAACACCACCGCCAGCACCACCACCACACGCCGCCGAUCUUUUCGCGAGUCUGGGUCGUUCACAAAACCCAAUCUGAGCCACGCUGAGACUCCAGCCAUGCCCACUACACCAACCACGCCUGCCACGUCCACCAAACAGACCAUGCCCCCCACAGAGCUGCUUCUCUUCGGCCUGAACAUUGAGGACCUGCGGCUGCGCUACCAGCAAUGUGAUGUGCUACCAGACCUCCUGAGACAGGAACUUCAAGCACAAGGGGGCGCUCUGCUGGACAUCCAGCCCAGCGGCAGGGCCGUUCAGGUGGACGUUGACCCCAUGGCGCCGCAGCAGGUGCGGAGUGAGCUGAAGCCGGUUCCGUUCGGUCCGUAUCGCAGUCCUCUUCUGGUGUUCAGAUCGUACAGGUUCAGUCCAUAUUUCCGCACUAAAGAGAAGCUCUCUCUGAGCUCCAUCACGUAUAGUCAUGCUAUCGAGCCGCGAAAGUGCUUCUGCCGCUUCGACCUGAUGGGAACCUGCAACGACGAUGGCUGCCAGUGGCAGCACAUGAGGAACUGCUCUCUGAAUGGAAACCAGUUGUUCCAGGACAUCCUGUCCUACAGCCUUCCUCUGAUUGGCUGCUCAGAUGAGAGCUCCACUAAUGACAUCACUCAAUCUACAGAGAAGUACAUCAAGAAGCUGUUUGGAAUGAAUAAAGACCGGAUGGGUUCAGACCAGAAGGCGGUGCUGCUCGUCAGUAAAGUCAACGAGAGCUUACGGCACGUGCCACCAUUUACCACCACCAAACACCGAAGGAAAUGGAGACCAGAACCACACAGAACCUCACCUGACCCCAACACUGCAGCUGAGAGCGAGGAGGAGAACAUCACCAUACCUGCUGCUGCUGAGGAGGACAGGCGUGUGCCAGAGUGCCGGUCCGUGUCGGAUGUGUGUGUCACUCAGGAUGAUAAGCGAUACUUCGACAGCGAAACGGACGACAUUUCGAAUCUUGAGUACAGUGUGUUAGACAGCCCGAGAGACAGACAGCUGUGGAUCAAACUUGCCUACAGAUACCUCAACCAGAAAGACACCCCUGUGACCGAGUGUGUGGAUGCUGCACUGAACACACUCUCACGUGCUCUGGAGGAUAACCGUGAGGAUGAGGAGCUGUGGUGCCACUACCUCACGCUGUUCUCACGCCGCGGGAGCACAGAUGAUGUGAGGGAGAUGUGUGACAUGGCUGUGGAGCACGCAGCUCACUACACUGUGUGGUGGACUUACCUGAGCAUCGAGAGCUCAUUUGAUGGUAAAGAUGCGGUGUGUAAACGGACACUGCAGUUCCUGAUGGAUGCUGCAGAGGGUGCUGUGGAGGAGCGCUCAUCAUUUCAUCUGCUGGAGACGCUGCUGUACCGAACGCAGCUCAGUGUGUUCACCGGCCGAGUGCGCCAUGCCCAACACAUCCUGCAGGAAGUGCUGGUGUCGGAUGGUAAGGGUGCUAUGUCGGGACGUCUCACUCUGCGUCACCGCUGUCUCGCAUGGCUCUCCUACAUCCACCUGUGUGAAUUUGGGACGCUUCCUGCACACCUGUACGAUCCAGCUAACUCAAACUUGUCCCGGAUUGUGAGCCUGGAACAUUUCCUGUUUCCCUGGAAGUCGAGUGAGGAUGUACACACUCCUCCUGAAUGCCUCAUCACGCUGUUCCAGGAUGCGUUAUUGAGGUGUGUGGAUGAGGGCGUGUCUCCAGCUGAACAGACGCUUGCGUGUCUGCCUCUGCACCUCAACCUGCUCCACCUGCAUAAAGUCCUGGGAAGGCUGAAGGAAGCCACUAUGCUGUGUGAGAGCACGCUGGCCGUCAUUCCUCACUGCUGCCCCCUGUUGGAAAGUCUCAGUGAGCUGCAUGUGAAAAGCGGAGACACGGCUGAAGCGGCGAGUGUGUGGUUGCGUGCACACAGACUCCACCCUCACGACGCCAGAGUGUUUUACAGUCUGUGUAAAUGUCUUCACGCACAGGAGAGACACAGUGAGCUCGAUGUGCUCUUUAAGCAGUUUGUGUGGUCUCUGUGUGAUGGUGUUCAGGAAGAUCUCCAUCCUGCUGUGGUGUUACGGCACUUUCUGGGGGUCCCAUUAGAGGACCUGCGGCUCACUGUCCCCUCACUCCCCGAGCAGCUCCAGGAUCAGCUCCCCUACCUGCACCUCACACACAGUUUCUGGCAGUCGGUGCGAGGCAGUGUGGUUGAUGCGGUGGAGGCUUUUGAGGCAGCUCUGGGAGCCAUCUCAGACCUGGAGGUGGUGAAGAAACUCUGGCUUGAUUAUCUCCUCUUUACUAGCAGUAAGCUGGCAGGCCGAGAGCUGCGUGUGUUCAGUGAUCUGGUACAGCGCUGCCUGAACACCAUGCCUACCAGGAUCACCCUUCCCUAUGACAGCGCCACCUACUGGAGCUGCUACAGCUUCCACAACCAGGUGAUCUCACUCUAUCUGAGUUUCCUCCCUCCAUCGCUCCACUCAUCUGCUUUGGAGAGAUUCAGACAUUUAAUGCCCAGCAACACUGAGCUCAUCCUCAGGGUUCUGCAGCAGGAGUGGAGUGACAGUAACGUGGAGUUUGUGAAGCUGCAGACUCGCCUGAUGACUGCGACGGUUCCCGCCUGUCUGUCUGCCUGGAGGAUAGCGGUUGCUGUACAGAAGCAGCAGAAGGGAAGAUCUGAGGUGCAGAAGCUUUACCAGCAGGCUCUCCAGAAGCUACCACUGUGUGCUGCUCUGUGGAAAGAUUGGCUCCUGUUUGAAGCUGCAGCUGGAGGUAAAACUGACACACUGAACAAACUGGUUGCGAAAUGCCAGGAUGUGGGAGUGAGUCUGAGUGAGCCGCUCAGUGUACACUCUCACACUCAGGACUCGUGAAGUCUGCAGUCACACCCUUCCUCCCUCGCUCCCUUCAUCCCUCCCUCCCUUCAUCCUUAAACCCCUCUCACACACCUCUGCCAAACACACACCACCCUCCCUUUCAUAUAUCUGCCAAACACACACUGCAGUAGAUAGAGCGGCGUGCCUGAGUGUGCGCGCGUGUGGGUGUGUGUGUGUGGGUGUGUGUCGGCGAGCUGAAGAACAUGAACUCCAGCUAAGCGAGUGUGUGUCCUCCAAGGCGUCCUCUACGUAAGUAUGGAGCUGAUCACACAGCUGCUGCUGUUUCUGUGCUUUCUUUUAGUUGUGUGUUCCGUGUGUGUGUUUUAAUCCGAUUUUAUUUUGUUCGUCUGCGGCUCCGAGUUAACGGACUCUUCUCCCUCACCACCACGACCACGUAGUGAUGUUCACAAUGACAGUAUUUUAAAGAUGGCUUCCUUCAGCCAGACGUUUAUUUUCAGCAUAGAACAUGGCGGAUGAGACUCUACAUGUUUCUGAAGUUGUUUUAAGGGCGUAGGAAAAAAAACGGAUUAAAAACGGCUGCCAGACCGAAGUAUUGUGUGAAUUGAACCUGAGCGGUGUGGGCCGUGUGUAUGGAGACAGCGCUGGAGACUGCUGAACGCUGCCACAUGCUGGUUAGGAUCCAGCAGCGAUUGAUGAGUAACUUUAAGUGCAAGUGGUUUUUUUGUUUUUUUUCCAUGUAAAAAUAUCUACUAAUUAAAAGUAUUCAGGAACAUGCAGGAAUGAUUUUUCAACUGUUUUGUAAUCAAAAUAUGUUUCAAUUAAAUUAUUUUGUAAAGAUA
Messenger RNA from Neoarius graeffei (lesser salmon catfish), 6807 nucleotides. It is a transcript of the gene zfc3h1, whose product is annotated as zinc finger C3H1 domain-containing protein. The record is from RefSeq and is a predicted model, not a curated record. The coding region runs from base 152 to 6004 and encodes 1950 amino acids. Lineage: Eukaryota; Metazoa; Chordata; Actinopteri; Siluriformes; Ariidae. Gene Ontology annotation, cellular component: exosome (RNase complex); nucleus. Gene Ontology annotation, biological process: RNA processing. Gene Ontology annotation, molecular function: protein binding. The transcript has 35 exons.